Caenorhabditis elegans is the source of this 739-nucleotide messenger RNA. NCBI's taxonomy places the organism in Eukaryota, Metazoa, Nematoda, Chromadorea, Rhabditida, Rhabditidae. The record is from the annotation of a RefSeq genome assembly.
AUGAACUAUUUUCUAUCUUUAUUUCUGAUUGUUUUGCUAGUAAUCAAUCAAGAUUCAUUUGUAAUAAGAUAUUUCAAGCAAUGUGCAGCUGAUGUGUUAUGUCCGCCUGGGGGACUUUGGAGCGAGUGGACAACAACCGAUAAGUGUAAGCAAUCGUGUGGAUCUUGUUCUGAAGUUAUCUACAUAAGGACCUGUCUAUCACAAAGUGCCAAUUGCAAUUGCACUGGUGCAUUAUCUCGUUAUGUCCCAUGUAACACCAACGUUUGCAAGUACCCUAGUCAACGUGCGUGUUGCAUUCCUUAUGUUCCACUGCUUAUCAAUUCAACCAUGCAAUGCGGACCCAUUCCAAAAGAUAAAUCUUCUUCCAACACACCAUGUUGCCCAGUAAACGGAAUAUGGAGUGACAGGAGUGGUUUUUCAAGAGAUAAUAUAAACUCUGAAUGGAUUCAAACCCGGAAAUGUGUAUCCGAAGAUGCCGGUUGUAUGUAGUGGUAUCAAUUUGAAUAUCCAAACAGAAUGUCCAUGUCCUGCAAUGUUACCAGCUUCUCAAGUUGGAGAGAGAUGUGCCCAAGGAUCGAAUUAUUUUGCUAAUUCUAUUCAAAUCAACAAUGUUAACUGUGUUAUGACUGCUGCAUUGAUAGCAAGUAAUGAUAUUUCGGGAUCACCGGCGUGUAGCGCGUAUGGAGGAAGAACUUAUGUUCCACUUGUACGGUUCUCAACAUCAGUCCCCAAUCAGUGA